Molecule: messenger RNA, 720 nt
Organism: Orbilia oligospora ATCC 24927
Lineage: Eukaryota; Fungi; Ascomycota; Orbiliomycetes; Orbiliales; Orbiliaceae
Exons: 6
Coding region: 1-720 (239 amino acids)
Source: RefSeq, a predicted model, not a curated record
AUGAAGUGCAUCGUUAUCAUUCUCACUACCCUUUUCUUCAUCUUCGCUACGAAGGCCUUCCCACUCCCUGCCUUCGACGGCAAUUUCAGCCUCCCCGCCGAUUUCAAAUUGAAAUCACUUCAAGAGAUCGCCAAGGACUUUGGCUUUCUCGUCGACGGAAAUGGAACUAUUAUCUAUCCUUCAGUUGACCAUCGUGAUGACAUCCUCAAUAAACUCAAUGAAACCGAUGGCAUCUUCACUUUUCCCAACCCCACUUUUCCCAACUCCACUUUCAACAACUCUGGUCUUAGCAAGCGUGAUGACUGGGCCUACACCUGCUCGAAGCGAGUCGGUCCAAACCCCCUUAUCUACUGGUUCAGCGCUUUCUUCUAUGUCGCCGACCGCUUGAAGAAAGUCCGAGCAGACUGUCACGUUGGUCCAAACCAAGACUGUAUAAACUGUGCUUGCACCGGUGGUGCAGCUAUCAAGCUUUGUCGUGGUGGUCUUUCUCCCCCGGAUUUCCGUGUCCCAAAUGGAGAAAUAGGCAAUCGCGCCUCCUUGGUCAUCAACACUUUCCUCCUCAGUUUCCUUGGUUUGGCUCGCUGCGGCGGUGCUUGGCCCGGAUGCACCGAUCGAUAUAACUGUCAGUUCGAAGGUUUGGCCACCAACGGUGGUCUUUCCGAAGGCUGGUAUGUUUACUUGACUCAAGAAACCAAUAUCCCCAAGUGCAUCCCAAUCUAG